Moneuplotes crassus is the source of this 1045-nucleotide messenger RNA. Lineage: Eukaryota; Ciliophora; Spirotrichea; Euplotida; Euplotidae. The record is from the annotation of a GenBank genome assembly.
UUUUUAUAAAUAAUAUCAGUAUUUAAUAGAAAUGGAUAAAGAAGAAGUGUCAAAAGAUGCAGGUGAAGUGUCUGAGGAAUCUAAAGAAGUUUCAUCUGCAACAAGUCCAGCCCAAGAGUUUUAUGAAGAAGCGACCUCUAAGCUUAAGAAAAUGGGAUACCACAUUUUCAAAGAUGAGGAAGAUGGCAUGACUAAGUUUAGACAAACAGAUGAAAAUAAGAAAUUCAAGUUUAUUAACCAGAAACAUUACGAUCUGCUCGGAGACAUCCUGUGAGACUGGAUCCAAGGAUACAUGAUGACUCACCAGAAGAUGAAUAAGGUCAUGAUUCCUUUUGAUAGUGAGCUUAAAGAGGGUUGCGCUCAAGCACCAAUUUUCAUUUCUGAUGACUGGGAGACCAACACAGAAAGAGCAUUAGUCCUCAUUCAAGGAACUGGAGAUGUGCGCUCAGGCUACUGGGCUAGAAGUGUUUGAAUGAACGACAACCUUGAUCUUGGAAGUAUGAUUCCUGAUAUAGAUUUUGCUCAGGAGAAUGGGUUCUCAGUUCUUGUCGUGAAUCCAAACUACUCAUACACUCCUGACAAGGUUAGAGUGGAUCCAAAAAUCAGAGGUAUGAACUACCAUUCUAAUUAUUGCUGGGCAAAGUUCGUAGAAAAGGGAGUAUGUCCAGCAAAAGAGAUAUUUAUUGUUGCCCACUCUGCAGGUGGAGGAUGAGCACAUGAGAUCAUUGUCAACAAUGAAUCAACAAUGAUAGAGAGAGUCAGAGCCAUUGCCCUCACUGAUGCCUGUCAUGGAAGAUUCUAUACAGAUCUAGGUGAUGAAGGCAAAGAGUGGGCUAAGGAAAGUUGUAUUGCAUAUGAUGCAUCAAAAGAACCUCUUGAUACUCCACUUACAAACAGAUACUUUAAGUCAAUAUUCCCUGAAGUUUCAGCAGGCCAUAACAAGCAUGUAUAUACAACUGGUUGCGCUAGAGAAUCGUACCUUAAAUGGUUCUAUAACAGAUCAAAGACCCUAGCCGAAUAAAUUUGCGUAAUUGAUAUUUUCAAC